This is a messenger RNA of Leptopilina boulardi, 2698 nucleotides long. Its product is annotated as palmitoyltransferase ZDHHC2. The record is from RefSeq and is a predicted model, not a curated record. NCBI's taxonomy places the organism in Eukaryota, Metazoa, Arthropoda, Insecta, Hymenoptera, Figitidae. Gene Ontology annotation, cellular component: Golgi apparatus; endoplasmic reticulum. Gene Ontology annotation, biological process: protein targeting to membrane; synaptic vesicle maturation; peptidyl-L-cysteine S-palmitoylation. The coding region runs from base 445 to 1524 and encodes 359 amino acids. The transcript is spliced from 10 exons. Gene Ontology annotation, molecular function: protein-cysteine S-palmitoyltransferase activity.
UUAUUUCUGUCAGUUCUCGUCUCUCGCAGUCAGUUUGGGAAUGUCGACGUCAAUGGAUUGAAUUUGUGAUAACAGUAAAUAUAUAUAUAUAUAAUAAAGUGUGAGAUUAAUAAAAGUAUAUCGAUGUCAAACGUGAAAUUAAAGACAACGCCUCGAUUAAAUUUGAAAGAACGUUUACGUCAUAAUCCGCGGCAAUGAAAAAUUCAUGAUGAUGGCCUGAUGUAAGAGGAUAUUUUUUUUUCCUUCGUAGUGUGCGGGGAGAGUUUCGAAUUUUUCCUGUUGGCCUCGUCCCUUGUUUUUUUUUUCUAUAUGUAUAUUAAAUAUAUACAAUUAAAAAAGGCACGUGUCUACAUAGAAAUUAUAUUUAUUGUAAUGUGAUCGAUUUGUGUGUGAGUAAAAUUAAAAAAAAGUGUGUGUGUGUUUUUUUUAAUUUAUAAAAUAAAAAUGAGUAAACAAAACGGAUCGUGUUGGUGGUGCUUAAAAGCAGUCAAAUGGAUUCCAGUUAUCUUUAUCUUAACAAUCGUUGCCUGGUCUUACUACGCUUAUGUAGUUCAACUCUGCUAUUACACUGUCGACAAUGCAGUACAGAAAGUUUUCUACUUGAUUUUCUUCCACGUCCUGUUUGCAAUGUUCCUCUGGUCGUAUUGGCAAACUGUCUUCACAGAGUUAACACCAAUUCCUGAUAAGUUUAAAAUACCAUCAGUCGAAAUGGAAAAACUUUUAACAGCUGAAACGGAAGAUAUUCAGAGGCAAAUUUUGGACCGAUUCGCACAGGAUCUUCCCAUUACGAAUCGAACCAUUAAAGGAGCAGUGCGCUUUUGCGAGCAAUGCUAUUGUGUAAAACCAGACAGAGCGCAUCAUUGCAGCGUUUGCGGGACGUGCGUUUUGAAAAUGGAUCAUCAUUGUCCAUGGGUGAAUAAUUGCGUUGGCUUCCAUAAUUAUAAAUUCUUCAUGUUAUUCUUAGCUUACGCAUUUUUAUACUGCACAUUUAUUACUGCCACGACAUUGCAGUAUUUCGUGCGUUUUUGGAAGAAUGACUUAAAUGAAACGGUCAAGUUUCAUCUUCUCUUUUUGUUUUUCGUUGCAAUAAUGUUUGCAAUAAGUCUCAACUCACUUUUCUUCUACCAUUGCUACCUCAUUUUACGAAACAGAUCGACACUAGAGGCUUACAGGCCGCCAAUGUUCCGUAGUGGACAAGACAAAAACGCUUAUAGCCUUGGAAAGUAUAAUAAUUUUCAAGAAGUAUUUGGAGACAAUACACGUCUCUGGUUCCUUCCCAUAUUCUCCAGUCUUGGCAAUGGAGUCAACUAUCCAGUUCGCUUACAAGACGAUGGUGCCCCGAAUACAUACAACUCGAUGGGCAACACUCAGAACAGCUUUGGAGAUGGGGUUUCCUUCCCUGAGAGGCUCGUCGACGAAGAUACCCACACGCUCCUCGGUGUGGAGAUUCAACGGUGGGGAGAGGAGACCGAGCUCGACUCUCCACCUCUCUCCUCCAGGUCCCGUGAAGCACUGCUGUCUUAGGACCUUCAGUAGAAGUAAGUCAGCGUCUCGUGGAUCCUGCCGAUGUCGUCUAAAUCGAGAUUUCAAUUAUAUUUUAAAAACUCGAUCGAGGACUAAAAAAAAAUCUUUAUUUUGCACAAAAAAAUCGAUAAGAACAAAAUUUUCCAAUGACUUUUGUCAAAAAAAAAAUAAAAAAAGGAGACAAAAUAUUAUUAUCAGAGAGUUGUGACAAUUUUUUUCUUUUAUCAAUUAAUAUUUUUGUUGUUUCAUUAACAAUAUUAAUUGAGGGAGAAAAAAAAAGAAACUUAAACGAGAGAAAAAUAGAAAUUAUAAAUAAUAGACUUUUAAUUAGGAUAUUUAAUUAAAUAUAAAUAUAUUAUAAUUAAUUGGAAGUUUUUUUUUUCUCUUUCUCGCGCAAAUGAGAAAAUAUUCUUCCGUGACUCGAGUAAUUAUUGUUUUUCUUUCUGUAAUAUUUUUUAUUAAUCGGGAGUCUGUCAAUGUUUUUUUUUUAAAUUUCCUUUUUUUUUUUUAUUAUUAACGAAAUUAUAUAGAUGAAUCUAAUAGUUUAUAAUUUUCGAAUUAUAAAAAUUUUAUAUAAAAAAUAAAUUUAUUUUCGAAUAAUAAAUUUUUAUCAUUUUUUGAAAUUAUAUUAUUUAAAGGUUUUUUUUAGAAAUUUCUCGUUUCUUGUUAAAAAAAUAUAUUUUUUUAAAGCUAAAGACAAUAAAAGUUUGUAAAAUUAAUUUUUGCAGACUCCCGCAUAAAAAUAGCUUCUAGUUAGAAAAAAAAAAAUUGUAUAAAGGUCAAAAUAAGUGAUUGACCUUUGACAAAUAUUAUGGAGAGAAAAAAAAAGAGAGGUAGUAUAUUUUAUACAAAAAAUAUUUGUGGAUGGAGUAAAGUAAAAUUAAAUUUUGCUAUUUGAGAAAAAAAGAGUCUCCUCUACUACAUAAAGAAAGAAUUGGAAAAGAAAAUUCGUAAAAUAAAUAAAGGUAUUUUCAUUCUUUUUUUUUUUAAAGCAAUGUCUUCGUACAAUUAUUAAAAAGCUCACAAUUAUUAUUAUUAUUUUUUUUUUCAUAUUAAAAUCGAGUCUCGGUGUAUGAGAUUCAAGACUUUGUAAUUUAUUAGGUUUAAAUGAAAUUUUUAGUGGAUUUUUCGAAUUUUUUUAAAAAAUAGAAUUCGAUUCGACUGAUAAAUUUAA